Molecule: messenger RNA, 6921 nt
Organism: Larimichthys crocea (large yellow croaker)
Lineage: Eukaryota; Metazoa; Chordata; Actinopteri; Sciaenidae
Gene: iqgap1
Product: IQ motif containing GTPase activating protein 1
Exons: 37
Coding region: 268-5229 (1653 amino acids)
Biological process (GO): positive regulation of protein kinase activity; fibroblast migration; mitotic actomyosin contractile ring assembly actin filament organization
Cellular component (GO): nucleus; cell cortex
Molecular function (GO): GTPase activator activity; actin filament binding; calmodulin binding
Source: RefSeq, a predicted model, not a curated record
AAGAACACACCCAGUGACAUCAGUGAGGUUUGAAGAAGAAGAAGAAGAGAAAAGUCUGAAAGUCAAACUGUGCAGAAGAGGAACAAGAGGGCCGGAAGGUCCUUCCACGGUUUGCUCUCGUUUCUGAAGGUCUUUUUUUUUUUCCAGCUGCGAAAAGUUCUGGAUCCAAACCGUCCAGACUGUGCGUAAACUUUUUAUUGUAUUUAUUUUUACACUGAACGCGAACCGUGGAGCGCAGAGAGCCGCGUUUCUCAACACAGGAGGAGGAUGUCAACUUCAGACGACACAGACGGGCUCAGGCCGAGAUAUGGCUCUGUCCUGGAUGGCGUGGAGCGGCUCACAGCGGAGGAGAUGGAUGAACGGCGGCAGCAGAACAUGGCCUACGAGUACCUGUGUCACCUGGAGGAAGCCAAAAGAUGGAUGGAGGCCUGUCUGGACGAGGAGCUGCCUCCCACCACGGAACUGGAGGAGGGGCUAAGGAACGGCGUCUACCUGGCCAAGUUGGGGAACUUCUUUGCCCCACGCACCGUCUCGCUCAAGAAGAUCUACGACCGCGAGCAGACGCGUUACAAGGCGACGGGUCUUCAUUUCAGACACACAGACAACGUCAUCCAGUGGCUCAACGCCAUGUCAGAGAAGGGACUGCCGAAGAUCUUCUACCCUGAAACCACGGACAUAUAUGACAGGAAGAACAUGCCACGCUGCAUCUACUGUAUACACGCACUCAGCCUGUACCUGUUCAAGCUCGGCCUGGCCCCUCAGAUCCAGGAUCUGUACGGAAAAGUGGAUUUCACUGAGGAGGAGAUCAACAACAUGAAGAGUGAGCUGGAAAAGUAUGGCAUCCAGAUGCCCGCCUUCAGCAAGAUCGGCGGGAUCCUGGCCAAUGAGCUGUCCGUGGACGAAGCUGCAUUACACGCUGCUGUGAUCGCCAUCAACGAGGCCAUCGACCACGGCGUGCCAGAGGGGACGGUGGCAGCUAUGCAGAACCCCAACGCCAUGCUGGUCAACCUGGAUAGCAGCUCUGCUCGUCAGUACCAUGACACACUGUACCAGGCCAAAGGAGAGAAGGUGGCCAACUCACGCAAACGGCAAAUGGAGAACGCCGACGCAGAGAGAGACAUCUACGACGAGCUUCUCACCCAGGCUGAAAUCCAGGGCAACGUCAACAAGGUCAACGUGAGCAACGCCUUGAACGCGGCUGAACAGGCCGUACUGAGCGGCGAUGAGAAUAAGUUGUACGAGGCCCUCAAAGCCAUGGGGCUGCAGAACCUGCAGGCUCAGAACAAAGGCUGGUACCUCAAACAGCUGCAGGCCGAGCGAGAGAAUAAAGAGCAGGCGUCUCCUGGAGAAGCACUGACGAAGGAUGAGUUGCAGAGCGGCGUGGACGUGGCCAAUGAGAUCGCAGAAGGCUACCUAAAGAUGUUGAAGGCAGUGGAGCGCAUCAAUGCCGCCAUCAGAGCGGGGGUGCCUGAGAAAACGGUAGAGGAGCUGAUGAAUCCUGACGCCCAGCUGCCUGAGGUCUACCCCAGCGCAGCAGACCUCUAUCAGAGAGAGCUCGUCAGCCUGCAGCAGCAGAGCCCGGAGGGCUCGCUGUCCCACCCCGAGCUGCUUGUUGCCGUGGAGAUGCUGUCAUCGGUGGUGUUGAUGAACCAGGCGAUGGAUGUCGGAGACCGAGCCGCCCUCUGGAAACAGCUGUCCAGCACGGUCACUGGACUCAGUAAUGUGGAGGAUGAAUAUGCACAGAGGUACAUGGAUGAACUGAUGCGUCUUAAGGCAGCAGCCAGAGAGGAUGGAUGCGACUAUCUGACCUGGAACGACAUUCAAGCCUGCAUCGACCAAGUUAACCUGACGGUGCAGGAGGAGCACGAACGUAUUGCCGCCAUCGGCCUGAUCAAUGAGGCUCUGGAUGAAGGCGAUCCCAUGAAGACCCUCGCCAUGCUGCAGAACCCCUCGGCCAAGCUCACGGAUGUGGACCCGUCUGUGGCUCAGCACUACCACGAUAAACUGCUGGAGGCCCGCAGGGAGAAGGCUCACGAGACCCAAGACCCGUCUGCUGUGUUGUGGCUGGAUGAGAUCCAGGAUGCCAUUCUGAAGGCUAACCAGGACACACAGGAGGCCUUGCAGUUCUCGCAGUCCAUCCAGGCCAUCAACGAGGCGGUGGACAGCGGCGAUUCUGCUCAGACUUUGGCCGCUCUGCGUAACUCCGGGGCAGGACUGUACGGCGUCACCUCCGAGUGUGCACAGACCUACCAGGAAGAUCUGGCCAAGAUUAAAGGCGAGAAAAAGGCAGAAGGUGACAAUGGCAGUGACUGGGUGAAACACUGGGUAAAGGGAGGACACAACUACUUCUAUAAUCUGAAUACCAAGGAGGGCACCUGGGUGGAGCCAGAGGACUUCCAACCAAACAACACACAGCUUAACAAGGAGGAGAUCCAGUCUGUGGUUUCCGGGGUGACAACGGCCUACAAUCGAGAGCAGCUGUGGCUGGCCAAUGAGACUCUUAUUGCUAAGCUGCAAGCUCGUUGCCGUGGCUACCUGGUGAGAAAAGGCCUGAAGGAGCGGAUGAACUUCCUGAAAUCCCAAGACCCAGCUGUUACAUGCAUACAGGCGCACUGGAAAGGCCACAAACAGAGGAAGAAGUUCAAGGAUCGUAAACAGUAUCUCAAAGAUCACACUGGCGAGGCUGUCAAGAUCCAGUCCAUGGUUCGGAUGCACCAGGCCCGUAAGAAGUAUAAGGAUCGCCUAAAGUACUUCCAAGAUCAUAUCAAUGAUGUGGUGAAGAUUCAGGCUUUCAUCAGAGCCAACAAGGCCAGAGAUGACUACAAGACACUGAUCAGUGCCGACGAUCCUCCCAUGGCGGUGGUUAGGAAGUUCGUCCACCUCCUGGACCACAGCGACCAGGACUUCCAGGAGGAGCUGGAACUGAUGCGGCUCCGUGAGGAGGUGGUCACCAACAUCCGCUCCAACCAGCAGCUGGAGAACGACCUGAACCUGAUGGACAUCAAGAUCGGCCUGCUGGUGAAGAACAAGAUCACGCUGCAGGAGGUGGUGUCCCACAGCAAGAAGCUGACCAAGAAGAACAAGGGCCAGCUGUCCAACAUGAUGAUGAUGAACAAGCAGAGGGGAGGCCUGAAGGCCCUGAGCAAGGAGAAGAGGGUCAAACUGGAAGCCUACCAGUACCUCUUUUACCUGUUACAGACCAACCCAACAUAUCUCGCCAAGCUCAUCUUCCAGAUGCCACAGAAUAAAUCCACAAAGUUCAUGGACUCUGUCAUCUUCACCCUGUACAACUACGCCUCCAACCAGAGAGAGGAGUACCUGCUGCUCAAGCUCUUCAAAACGGCCCUGCAGGAGGAGAUCAAGUCAAAAGUGGACCAGAUGAAGGAGAUCGUCACAGGAAACCCCACAGUAAUCAAGAUGGUGGUGAGUUUCCACCGAGGUGCGAGGGGACAGAACGCCCUGCGGCAGAUCCUGGCACCGGUCGUCAAGGAGAUCAUGGACGACAAAACGCUAAACAUCAAGACCGACCCGGUGGACAUCUACAAGAGCUGGGUCAACCAGAUGGAGACACAGACUGGAGAGGCCAGUAAGCUGCCAUACGACGUGACUCCAGAGCAGGCUAUGUCCCACGAGGAGGUGAGGACGAGACUGGAAGCCUCCAUCAAGAACAUGAAGGGGAUCACCGACAAAUUCCUGUCUGCCAUAGUCGUCUCUGUGGAUAAAAUUCCAUACGGGAUGCGUUUCAUCUCCAAAGUGCUGAAGGACACUCUGCAUGAGAAGUUCCCGGAUGCUACAGAGGAUGAGCUGCUCAAGAUUGUGGGGAACCUCUUGUAUUACCGCUACAUGAACCCAGCCAUCGUGGCACCUGACGCCUUCGACAUCAUCGAGGUGUCGGCGGGUGGCCAGCUGACCACCGAGCAGCGACGAAACCUGGGCUCCGUCGCCAAGAUGCUGCAGCACGCCGCCUCCAAUAAGAUGUUCCUGGGAGACAACGCCCACCUCAAUCCCAUCAAUGAAUAUCUCAGCACCUCCUAUCAGAAGUUCAGACGAUUCUUCCUGGCGGCGUGUGACGUUCCCUCGCUUGAAGAUAAGUUCAACGUGGAUCAGUACUCUGACUUGGUCACUGUCACCAAACCUGUCAUCUACAUCUCCAUCGGAGAGAUUAUCAACACUCACACGCUGCUGCUGGACCAUCAGGACGCCAUAGCUCCAGAGCACAAUGACCCCAUCCAUGAGCUGCUUGAGGACCUGGGCGAGGUCCCCACCGUAGAGUCUCUCAUCGGUGAAAAUCCUCUUCCUCCCGACGACCCCAACAAAGAGCUGAUGGGGAAAACCGAAGUUUCACUCACACUCACUAACAAAUUCGAUCUCCCCGGCGAAGCCAACGUCGAGAUGGACGCCAGGACUCUCCUGCUCAACACCAAGAGGCUCAUCGUGGACGUGAUCAGGUUCCAGCCUGGCGAGACUCUGACUGAGAUUCUGGACUCAUCAGCAGGAACAGAACAGGAAGCAGAGUACCAGCGUGCCAUGCAGAGGAGGGCCAUCAGAGACGCCAAAACUCCAGAGAAGAUGAAGCAGGUCAAACCGGUGGUGGACGACAGCCUGACGCUGCAAGGCAAGAAGGACAAGAUCAAGAGCAACCUGCAGAGGCUGGCCGAGCUGGGGAAGGUUCACCCCGAGAACCGCUACCAGGACCUCAUCAACGACAUAGCCAAGGACAUCAGAAAUCAGAGGCGGUAUCGUCAGCGCCGGAAAGCCGAGCUGGUGAGACUCCAGCAGACCAACUCCGCCCUGAAUUCAAAGACCGCUUUUUUCAAUGUUCAGAUUGAUUCUUACAAUCAGUAUAUCAAGACGUGCAUGGACAACCUGGCCAGCAAGGGCAAGUUGUCAAAGAAACCGGGCGACAACAAGGCCAAGAAGAGUAAACAGGUCUCUCAGAAAUACACCGCCUCUCGCCUCCACGAGAAGGGCGUGCUGAUCGCGAUAGAGGAUCUGCAGCCCAACCAGUUCAAGAAUGUUAUUUUUGAGAUUUCUCCGUCAGAGGCUGUCGGAGUUUUUGACGUGAAGGCAAAGUUAAUGGGCGUGCACUUGGAGACAUUACAGUUAGAAUAUCAGGAUCUCCUCCAGCUGCAGUAUGAAGGUGUGGCAGUGAUGAAGCUCUUUGACAGGGCCACCAUCAACGUCAACCUGCUCAUUUUCCUCCUCAACAAGAAAUUUUAUGGGAAAUAGUAGAGGAAAAUAAAAAAAGAAAAGGAUAAAAGGGCUACAGACACUGAUUUAAACCACAAAACCCACUUUGAGGGUGGCAGAAAGCCCUGACCUGAACCAUUCCCUUACUGCACUUCUCUUACGUGCCUAUGCAAAUUUAUGUGCAUUAUUUUUUAUUACAUGGAUCACCGUAUGUGCUUUAUUCUUAAUGGAGCGACUUUUUGUGAGCAAGCACACCACAGAGAGCUUUCUAGAGUCUUUUUUUUUUCUUCCUGUCUGUCUUUUGUUGUCUGUAUCUGCAGCUAGGUCAGAGGUUUAAGAUUUGUAUGUUUGCUUUAAAUAUUCUGAAUAUCUUGUGCAUGGGCUUUUGAUUAAUUAUAAUUAUAUAUAGUAUAUAUAUAUAUAUAUAUAUAUAUAUAUAAACAAAGAAAUGUAUGUUUUAUGUAAAGAGAUCAUGUUUUGUGUCUUUCUUAGCUGUUAGAUUAUUUGCUCACCUGACUGAUAAAAAGCCUGAUAAACAUCUCUCCCGCCAAAAAGCACCAAAGUGCUGGCGUACUUUCUAGCCGGGGCUGUAGUGCACAAGGCGACUCGGUCGCUCUCCCGUCAACCAUUUUUGUGUUGUUGCAUGAGGCGAAUUGGAAAAAAAACAAAAAAACAAGAUGCACUCCACCCUCCUCCAUCAUAUUUAAUCAUAAAAACACUGCAGUCAAAAUAUUUUGCACAUAUUUUUGAAGAUGAUUCAACUCCCCUCUGAAUCUUUGGAUUCGACCCACCUCAGCCCACACACAUAUUUUGACAUCUAUGCAAAGAGAACAUCGAGAGAACAGCCUCAUGAUGUAUUUGACAAUAACUGCAAAAAAAAAAAAAAAAAGCUCAUAUUGAGCUUUUGAACUCAGAACUUUGAUGUUUUUGCUGCACGAGCAUGACAAAUUCACAUUACACCGCUCAAAUCCAGUCCAUCUGGUCAGUUUGUGUUGGACUGGACUGAGCUGGCCGUGACUACAGCCCUGGUGCUCUCAACUGACCUGCGGUGUGUUUUCUGCUUUCGGCUUUAACGUUCAAUAAGCAGGAGAUAUGUGGCACACACACACACACACACAGCUGUGCAGAUGCGCUCAUUCAUUGGCUUUCGCUGCCGACUUACUGGAAAUUAGAUUUCUUUCUAUCUCUCUCAUGGGCUGUUUAUCUUUCUGUCUGAGUGAAACACAGAUUAUUGUCGCGUUACAAACAUCGUGUUAAUCUGUAAAACAGGAUGGGAUGUAGAUGUGUAAGCUGGACGUUGAAUACAGAGAUUUUUUUUUUUAUGAUGUCUUGUUGAAAAUAGUUCAACAAAGUUGCCCUUUUUUAUUUAUAUUUUAUGUUGUCAGUCAACAUUUUACUGUAGUUGAUGUUUGCAAAGACCUAAGGAGGAGGAUGUGCAGUAUUACAGUAACUCGACUCGUGGCUCCAGUAGAGGUCACUCUACACCAUCCAAUCUUUAGUGUUUAUUGUAUCACACGUCGUUUUGUCAGAAGAAGCCUUAAAUUGAGAUUUCAUGCAGACCUUAUUGAACUAGAUGUUGAUUUUCUGUCUCAUGUAAAGUUUCCAUGAUCAGAGGUUGACACUGUUAUUUGAAAUGGAGGGGAGCGUGAUCUCUGUACAUUAUUUUUCUCUUUCACAGUCCAUUAAAUGUAUUUUACCUGUUUUAGAAUAAAGCUCUACAGAGACUCUGUG